UUUAAAUUGAAAAUAUUAGUUAAGAUCUUCUCUAUUUACCAUCUUUACAUAUGAUUUACUUACAACCACCCCAGGAUGAGUUCCAAGCUUCUCCUAACUCCCUUUUGAUUAGCUACGAUGAGUCAAUGAUAGUGACUCAGGAACAAAAGAAGACUUUUAAGUCAUUUGAAGUAGUAGAUUUUGAAUCUGCUAAUGAGGGUCUUUAUAAAACCGGUGAGGAAGUGCCCCACUCCAACCAAAACUAUAUGUUAGGGUUGACUUGAGCGGUCCUCUCCUCGGUUUGUUAUGCUAGUAACAUUAUUUUCGGGAAGAUGGCAUUAAACAGAACACCUAUGCUCACCCCUUAUGAUAUCAACUUUAUGAGAGCAUGAACAUCCCUGUUAGUCAAUUCAUAUCAAGCUAAGAGGAAUGGAUUUGAUCCGAAAGGAUGAAAGACGAAGGGUUUCUUAUUGUUAAUACUAUGUAAUGUCAUGGCUGCACUCAGAUCCUACCCUACUGUUUGGUCUUAUCAGUACAUCUCAGCUAGCAAAUGAUUACUCAUUAUCAACACAUCACCGAUAUUAGUAGUAAUAGUUGCUGGGAUACUGCUAGCUGAAAAGGUAACUUAUGUGAAUUAUCUAAUCGGACUCACAGCUGUGUUCGGAUGCUACAUUUUGACACUCUCAAAUUCCGCAGAUAGCGUUCCAAACUCAAACCCUGUUUUGGGCUAUACAUUUGCUCUGAUCGCAUGUGUAGCAAGGGCCGGAACAAGUUGAACUCAGAGAGUUCUUGCUCAUGUUUGGCAUUUUAUGGCCCUGCCAUUUUAUUAUACCUUCACCUUAUUUGGAGUGUCCUUUAUCGCAUGGAUGUUCUUUGAAGGGUUGAUAAAUGUGGCAUCAUAUGAUCUUAUAGACACAGUACUCCUCCUUUUGGCCUCAUUGGGGACUACUUUUGGGAUGAUGACUAUCAGCAUUGGUCUAAAGCAUCUUCCAGCAUCAACAGCUGCACCGAUAACCAACCUUGAAGUGGCCUUUGGAUUCGUGGCGGAUAUUCUCAUUUUCCACUAUCAGUUCUAUAUGAGUGAUGUAGUGGGAGCCUGAAUUAUAUUUGGAUCGCUACUAGUCCAUAUUGCUUUGCAAUGUUAUAAAAAAUAGCCUCUUCUGCUCGUAAAUCAUUUCAGUA
Messenger RNA from Moneuplotes crassus, 1161 nucleotides. The record is from the annotation of a GenBank genome assembly. NCBI's taxonomy places the organism in Eukaryota, Ciliophora, Spirotrichea, Euplotida, Euplotidae.